AUGUCAACAAAGAACAUUCUCGUCACUGGCGCAAGCCGAGGUAUUGGACUCGCUAUCGCGCGAUUUUUGCUCAAGGGGAGCCACAAAGUUUUCCUGGUAGCUCGGACGGCUGCACCGAUGGAGGCGCUGAAGAAGGAAUUCCCGGGGCAAGUUGACUUUCUAGCAGCGGAUUUGGGGGACUUUGAGGUCGGGUUCAAGGCCAUCUCACUUGCUCUCUCCUCAUUCAAGACUCUCGACGCCUUGAUACUCAACCACGGCACACUUUCUCCAGUCAAGCGCAUAGCAGAUAGCACCCCCGCAGAAUGGCGCAAAGCAUACGACGUGAAUUUCUUCAGCUUGGUUGGAUUCAUCCAACCUGCUCUACCAGCCCUCCGCUCUAGCAAAGGAAAAGUCAUACUAACCUCGUCUGGUGCAUCCUCAAACACGUACUCAACAUGGGGCGCAUAUGGAUCCUCGAAAGCAGCUCUGAACCAUCUCGCUGGUACGCUAGCUACUGAAGAGCCAGAUAUCACAGUGGUUUCGGUAAGACCUGGUGUUGUUGAUACGGAGAUGCAGGUUGAGGUGAGAGGAAACCAUGCUGUGAUGGAUGGUGAGGAUGCGAAGAAAUUCAAGAGUUUGCAUGAGGAGGGGAAGCUGUUGAAGCCUGAACAGCCGGGGAACGUUAUGGCUAGGUUGGCUGUUGGUGCAGAGAAGGAGCUGAGUGGGAAGUUCUUGAGUUGGAAUGACAAGGAGCUGGCGGCAUACCAAGAUUGA
Messenger RNA from Cadophora gregata, 753 nucleotides. RefSeq lists its product as uncharacterized. Gene Ontology annotation, cellular component: intracellular anatomical structure. NCBI's taxonomy places the organism in Eukaryota, Fungi, Ascomycota, Leotiomycetes, Helotiales, Ploettnerulaceae. Bases 1 to 753 code for a protein of 250 amino acids. The record is from RefSeq and is a predicted model, not a curated record. The transcript has 4 exons. Gene Ontology annotation, molecular function: oxidoreductase activity, acting on NAD(P)H, oxygen as acceptor.